This is a messenger RNA of Indicator indicator, 822 nucleotides long. RefSeq names its product exosome component 6 (gene EXOSC6). The record is from RefSeq and is a predicted model, not a curated record. NCBI's taxonomy places the organism in Eukaryota, Metazoa, Chordata, Aves, Piciformes, Indicatoridae. Gene Ontology annotation, cellular component: nucleolus; nuclear exosome (RNase complex); cytoplasmic exosome (RNase complex). Gene Ontology annotation, biological process: rRNA catabolic process; nuclear mRNA surveillance; U4 snRNA 3'-end processing. The coding region runs from base 1 to 822 and encodes 273 amino acids. The transcript has a single exon.
AUGCCGCUGGAUCACCGCCGCGUCCGGGGCCCGGAGGAGUCGCAGCCGCCGGAGCUGUGGGCGGGGGUCCUGCAGCAGCAGGAGGAAGAGGAUGAGGAGGGCGCAGCCCCGCGGGACCCCUACGCCCUGCGGCCUCUCUUCGCCCGGGCCGGGCUGCUGAGCCAGGCGGAGGGCUCGGCCUACGUGGAGCUGAGCGGCGGCACCAAGGUGCUGUGCGCCGCCUGGGGCCCGCGGGAGGCGGCCGAGCCCGGAGCCCCGGCGGGAGGCGGGAGGCUGCUGUGCGAGUUCCGGCGGGCGCCGUUCGCGGGGCGCGGCGCUCGCUGCCGGCCGGGCUCGGCGGCGGAGCGGGAGGCGGAGCGGGAGGCGGCGGCGGCUCUGCGGGAGGCGCUGGAGCCGGCGGUGCGGCUGGCUCGGUACCCGCGGGCGCGGCUGGCCGUCAGCGCCCUGCUGCUGCAGGACGGGGGCUCGGCGCUGGCCGCUGCCAUCAGCGGCGCGGCGCUGGCGCUGGCGGACGCCGGCGUGGAGAUGUACGACCUGGCGGUGGGCUGCGCCCUGUGCCGCGCCCCGGGGCCCGCCGGCGACUGGCUGCUGCAGCCCGGCGAGGCCGAGGAGCGCCGGGCCGCCGGCCGCCUCACCCUGGCGCUGCUGCCCGCCCUCAACCAGGUGUCGGCCGUGCUGGGCGGUGGCGAGGGCGACCCCCCCGACGCCUGGGCACAGGCCGUGCGCCUCGGCCUCGACGGCUGCCACCGCCUGUACCCCGUGCUGCGGCACAGCCUGCUGCGGGCUGCGCGCCGCCGCGGGGCGCCCACCGGCACCGCCUGA